AUGCCGCCUUCACCGCCCACGACGCCGCCAUCGCCAGAGUCGUUGAAGCAAUGGUGGAAGCGGUUUAAGAUUGUUCAAGCAUGGCGCACGACACCGCCCGCGACAUCGUCACCUGGCAAGUCUCCACUCCGCCUUGGCACCGAAAUCGAGGGCAUCUUUCGAAUAAACGGCUCAAAUAGACGGAUGCGCGAACUGCAAAUCAUAUUCGAGACACCGCCCAGAUACGGCAAAAACAUCCAAUGGGACGACUAUUCGUUUACACCACACGACGUAGCGUCCAUCUUUCGACGAUUCCUGACGCAAAUGCCGGAGCCGAUCGUUCCUCAUUCACUCUAUAACGACUUUCGAAACGCAUAUUCCAAAAAACCAUUCAACAAAGAGGAGCUGAUUGGCACAUACAAGCGGUUAAUUGGUCGGCUACCGUUGGCGAACCAGUACCUAUUAUUGUAUGUGUUGGAUCUGCUGACCGUGUUUGCGAGACGGUCAGACGUGAACAAGAUGACAGCGACAAAUUUGGCUGUCAUCUUUCGACCCGCCGUGCUCAACCACCCGGAUUAUGAAAUGUCACCAGAGCACCAUAAACAGAGUCAAGAGGUACUCGAGUUUUUAAUUGAGAACCAAGACUGGUUCAUGCUCGACAUUCCGCCUCCACCACGAAAAGACUCGAUAUUGGUGACCAAGACGGAGAAGAAUGGGCUGUCAUCACGAGCCAGGAAUCCGUUUAGCUCGCUCCUGAAUCAAAGCACACUACCGACGGCGGAACCAGAAGAUUUGGGCCUGUACGUCGGACCAGUAUCGGACGAAGAGGACGAAGGCGGCUGGAAGUUUGCUGGAUCACUCAAUGGAGCGAGUGUUGGGCGAAGACGAACGUUUUCAGAGCGGGGAUCGCCACGACCAGGCAUUGAAGCAGACGAACAAGGAGGGCGAGCCCGGACGGGAGCAGAUGCACGACGGUCGGCGGAAAACAUUUCGAGUUCAGCGCCAGUGGGAACGACGAGUGCCCUCAAGGCGGCGAUAGGUCUUGGAGGGGCAGGAGGGGGACCUCCAGCAUUGGCUCCAGUACGAGAAGCGAGUUCUGGAGAGGUGCCAACCGUGACCAAGGGCACAGGUGCGGCUGCGAUGGGGACGGAGAUGGCGGCGGUGGCUACUGCGGAAAACGGAACCGGGGAAGGGAUUCCGAGUGGGGUGGGGGUGGGGGUUGGCAAGAGCGCAUCUGGGAGCGUGGAAGGAAGCACCGAGGGUGGUGGAUCUCAAGGACGACAUGCAAAGUUUGACGAUCAGCAGUUGGCCAAACACGAGGAGACGCGACGAGGCCGGAGUGCAAAGAGCGGGGGCAUUUUUGGAGCCGUACGCCGGAGUCGGACAGCGGACGGGGGGCCUGGAGGAGGGCCUGGAGGUCUCGGAGGCAGACAACUUCUCAAGAAGCGCAAUUCAAAGGGUGAAGUCGAGCGGGUAGACCGAUGA
This is a messenger RNA of Serendipita indica DSM 11827, 1464 nucleotides long. Lineage: Eukaryota; Fungi; Basidiomycota; Agaricomycetes; Sebacinales; Serendipitaceae. The record is from the annotation of a GenBank genome assembly.